Meira miltonrushii is the source of this 1166-nucleotide messenger RNA. RefSeq names its product 5-formyltetrahydrofolate cyclo-ligase. Lineage: Eukaryota; Fungi; Basidiomycota; Exobasidiomycetes; Exobasidiales; Brachybasidiaceae. Bases 21 to 776 code for a protein of 251 amino acids. The transcript has 4 exons. Gene Ontology annotation, cellular component: mitochondrion. Gene Ontology annotation, molecular function: 5-formyltetrahydrofolate cyclo-ligase activity. The record is from RefSeq and is a predicted model, not a curated record. Gene Ontology annotation, biological process: tetrahydrofolate interconversion; folic acid-containing compound biosynthetic process.
CAUCACAUCUAGCAAACAGAAUGAGCACUCAAAACGCUCUCAAUGUGGCAGCUCAGUCUAUCCGACAAGCAAAGAGAGCGCUACGAAAACAAAUGGCCGCACAUCUAGCAACGAUACCGCCAACAGAGCUGGUACAACAAUCCACUGCAGUCACACAACACGUUUUGAAUCAUCCCGCAUACAGAGAUGCAAAAAGUGUCAGCAUAUACGUUAGCAUGGAUCAAGGAGAAGUACGAACGGAAGAACUAUGUAAGCAAACACUAUUGCUGGGAAAAAAGCUAUACGUUCCACGAUUUGCAAAAGUUACACCUCCAACGCAACAAGUAGGAGGAUCUACCACAGAAGCGGCACAAAAGGCAUCUUUUGAUUCGGAUAUGCGGAUGCUCAGAGUGAAUGAUUGGGAAGACUACGAAGCCAUGGUCAUGAAUCGAUGGGGAAUACGAGAGCCAGAUGAGCACUACAGAGAAGCGCAGAGGGAAGAUGCCCUGGAGGAGUCGAGCGGAGGAAGUGGAUUGGAUCUGAUACUUGUACCGGGCGUGGCAUUCGAUCUGUACGGAGGAAGAUUAGGUCACGGAAAAGGAUAUUAUGAUCGAUAUAUUGCAAGAUGUCAAGAAUUUGCCAAAAUUAGACGGCUGCCUUCCUGUAAAACGAUCGCUUUAUCGUUAAGCCAGCAAAUUUUACCAUCUCCUGAAAGAGUGCCAAGUGAUGAACGAGAUGAACCAUUAGACGCAACUAUAUCACAAAGCGGCAUCCUUUCUACUAAUGGCAAAGGAUAGGCCGAAUUGAAUGGGGAUGCACAGAUAUUGAUUUUCUGUUUUUGGCAUUCUAUGACCGCUAAUUGAUUCGCGAUCCCGAGGCCCUCUCUAAAAAUAAACAGAUUAUUAUUCUCACGGAAUGACUCUCUGUAAUUUCAGUCUUGGCUGUUGAUAUGAAUCAUUUCGAAAGGAUCGUGUAUUAUUAUGCGGAGAUGAAUUGCACGCCGAGGAAGAAAUACCUUGGCUUGAUCACCGUUGUCAGCGAUGAUGACAACACAAAUAAAUGCUGAAUUCUUCGAUCACUGCGAUCUGACCUCAUUAUUAUGCUUGAGAAUUCAAGAGAGAAAUGUUGUUUGAUAGCGAUAGCAUUGAGCAUCUCCAAAAAAGGGUUUGUGUUCACAUGAACCUGCU